Molecule: messenger RNA, 1345 nt
Organism: Quercus lobata
Lineage: Eukaryota; Viridiplantae; Streptophyta; Magnoliopsida; Fagales; Fagaceae
Exons: 9
Coding region: 339-1340 (333 amino acids)
Source: RefSeq, a predicted model, not a curated record
UUGGCCUACUACAUUUUAUGACAAGAGAUCACUUAUUCUGUGCAAUGGUGUGAAUGUCGAACAUCCAAUAGUUCUGUUGAAACACACAGCCGUUAAGACUUUAGGAUUGUCCAAUAGCGUUGCAGAGUACAGAGAGAGAGAGAACAGAGAAAGAACAUCAAAGGUGUCCAUAUUGUAAUUUGCAAGGUCUCAAAAGUGUUUCUUUUCGUCAAUGCAUGAUUCCACUCUCUGUUUUCAUCAAUUUCAGAGACUUCCUCUUAGGGUUCCUAUCAUCUCCUUCUCUUCUUCUUCUUCUCUGAAUUUCAACUCAACUCAGCCUCUGAUUUCAAUUACAAGCAAUGGCGAAGAAGAAGAAGAUAAAGAACUCAGAGAAAGCAGAGCAAGUUGAUAACAUAUCGAAGUAUUCUCAAAAGCCCAGAAGCUCAAAACCCAGACGCCGUUUUGAUUUUUCUUUCUUCUAUUCCUUUCCUAUCUCCAAUUCAGGUUCCUCUCUGGGGUCAUCCUGUGGUGAAGUUGGAUUGUCCAAUAUCACCACAAAUAGUUUGCAUGACAGGAAUGCUGAGGGAAGGAAAUUGCCUGAGCAUUCUCUGGUUUGGUGCAGCAAGUCCCAGAAUAAGGGACCACAAAUUGCUUCCAAUUUCUCUGAAACUACAGUUGUAGAAGUUGAAACAAUAGUCCAAAAUGAAAAUUUUGGCUCCUGCAGUGAUAGAAAUGUUGGUGAACAAUCAAGUGAUACUGCAAGGUCACUGGAAUUUACCCCCAAAAAAUCACAAGUUACAGAAAGCAAUAGUUUUUGCAUUACACCAGGGAGUGUUGUGUGGGCUAAAACUGCUUACAAGACAUGGUGGCCUGCUGAGAUCAUGGAUGAAAGAUCCACUUCAGCUGACUCAAAGAACCAAGAUACUGGCAGACAUGUUUUAGUUGAGUUUUACGGUAGUCGUGACAAUGCUUGGCUUGAUCCUGCCAGAGAUCUUUCCCUGCUUGAGGAUGUGAGUAAGUGCUUCGAAGAAAGGAGCUGUAACCCUAUGGAAGAUUUUCAAGAUGCUUUAAAACAAGCCUUACAAAGGAAAGAAUAUCUAAGUUCAUGUGGACAGUUGUUUAAGAGCCUUGAUGGGCUGAAUCACUCUGAUCAGCAAGAUCAGUCAUCUGAUAAAUGGACUUCAUCAAUUUCAAGCAGAGCAGAGCAUGAUUUCCUUGUAAAAGGGAGAGGCAAAAGGGAGCGAAAGCGUAAACUACAAUUCGAUGAGGUGACAUUUCCACUGACAUCAACUAAGAGGGUUCGACGGUUUAGGAUAAUGCGGUACCUUGGCCUUAGUGCUCCUAUUGGUUCUCCUUUUUGAUCAAU